UUACGUCAACAGAAAGCACAGUUGAAGAACCAGUUACGUCAAUUGAAAGCACAGUUGAAGAACCAGUUACGUCAACAGGAAGCACAGUUGAAGAACCAGUUACGUCAAUGAAAGCACAGUUGAAGAACCAGUUACGUCAACAGGAAGCACGGUCGAAGAACAAGUUACAGUCGAAGAGCCAGUUACUUCAACAGGAAGCACAGUCAAAGAACAAGUUGGCCCAGCAACGCACAGGCUUGGAACCUGACGUUGCAGCAGAACAAAGCACACUCGAAGAGCCAUUGACCACAGCAACUCGAACCACAACAAAGGAACCGCGGAAUGAACACACGAGCGUCGCAGGAAACACUGACGUCGCCGAGAGGGAGGAAACGGCACCAAAGGACGCAAGGAGGACACGAGGACAAACUGCACCGGAAGCAGCGGUUAAGGGCCAACGGAACGAAGAAAAGGGGAUCCUGAAGCCCCCUCCGCCAAUAAGGGUCCCUCCACCGAAGCCCCCGAGACUCAACCCGAAGCUCCUCAAGACGUCUCGGAAGGAGGGUGCGGAGUCGAGCCUCGUGGAGCUUUCGGAGCCUCGAGGACAAGCGCUUCAGGAAGUGGAAGUGCAAGAUCGGAGAGAAAAUGAGAGGGAAGGAAAAACUGGAGAUCGGAAUAGUGGCGGAAAGGCAAAGACUGAGGACGUGAAUAGGAGAGACGAUCAGAGGAAAGGAAAUACGGAAGAACAGAAAGAAGAGGAGUUGGAGGAAAGCAAAGAGGAGAAAGGGGAGAAGAAAAAAGAAGACGAGGGGGAGAAGAAUCAGGAGGCAGAGAGAGCAGAAAGAGAAAAGGAAAUGGAGGGCAGUAAUAGAAUGUAUGUAGAAAAGAAUGGAGGGAAGCAAAAGAGAAACUGCAAACGGAGACGACAGAGGAAAUCAAAGAAUCGGAGAGAGAAGAUACAGAAGAGGAAGUCGAAGAAGCCGGAGGAAGAGAAGCCGCGCGAGGGACAGAAGGCGGUCUCGACAGCGACGAGGAGGACGCGCCGAGGGGAGGGGCGGCGCGCGAGGCCACGGAGGGCGGCAGGGCGAUGCCUCCCAAGGCGCCGAGUCCUUCGCGGGGCUUCCUGGCUCCGCUGGCGAGGCUGCCGAGGCGUCGAGCCAAGAAGAAGGCGCUCGUCGUCCCCUUCGUGGGCGCCAGGGAGAGCACGCGAGAGGCCUUUGCGGCUGCCCAGGAAGAGGAAGCUGUUCCGCAGUCUAAGGUCUGGAAGCCGAAGAAACCUCCUCGGCCCAGCCUGUGCGAGGCUUCCCAACGAGACUUGGAAAAGGACCAGACCCUGUGUGGCAAGCACCAACUGCCGCUGAGCUUCUACUGCGCCACCUGCAUGGAAGUCAUCUGCCGGGACUGCACGGUCGUAACACACCCGCAGGACCACAAGAUCCUGGAUACUGCCGACGCCCUUGCUAAGCUCCGCACCAGCGCCGUCACCCUCCUGCGGCACUACACACUCGUGCGGUCCUUCCACACGUCCCUCUCCGCCGCCCUCGAGAUGUACAUCGCCAACAACCCAACUAUGACCCCCACCGGCAUGGAAAUCGCCGACCGCCUGAAGAUCGAGAACAGAGAUUACCUGCAGCAGGCGGUGAAGGAGGCGGAGGUCCUGGUGGAGAGCGAGGGCAACCUGCGCCGCCUCAGCACGAAGGUCCGGGAGUGGGAGGCCCGUCAGGAGGACUGGAGCGGCGUGGUGUUCCUGGCGCUGCGGUGCCACCUCCUGGCCGGCUAUACAUCGGCCAGUGAUAAAGUCUUUUUGAGAAUGGGGGAUUGGGUGAUAGCUACCCCUUGGAUCUAUCUACGACACCUUCUAGAACCUUAUCUUCCCGGAAACGAUACCACAGAUGCAUCUAAUCCUAAUCUGCAUUCUAAACAGACUUCAAAGAGUUCGCCAAGUGUUCGCAAGCCGGCCAGCCCCCCAAGUCCGAGUCCCAGAGGCCGCGAAAAGACAUUCCCCCACAAUGCCCGCCAGAUGGUGCUGAACAAUCUCCUGCCUUACGUCAUCUUCAACCCGGAGAUAAGGUACUUCCUCCAGAUCAGCGACCUGCGCGACACGGAGGUGACGCUGGUGGUGGAGCCCUCCGGCGAGCACAUCCGCGAGUACCUGACGCGGCGCCACCACGCGGCCACGCUCUCGCCCCGGACGCUGCGCAGGAACAGGGCCGCCCUCGCCGACGACGCGCUCAACAUCGUCGAGAAGCAGUUCAUGAUGGGGGGGCGUCACAGGUCCCGGCUGGUGGGGUCGUACAUGGUCGUGGAGGGAGGACACGGCCCCGGGGGGAGGGAGGCAGGGACAGCCGUGCAGCGCAUCGUCAAGGUCAGCCUCCCCGACGUGACGGUCGUGGACGGCGGGCGGGGCCUCCCUUCCGUCGGCUACAGGAAGAUAAAUCAAGGGGACAUCAUGCUCGACAACGACGUUACGGGCAGACCCGUCUUGAGCGUAGCCUUGAGGGACAUCUUCGACGUCUCCGCCUUCCGCCUCGGCCACGUCACGCGGGGGCUCGACGGCCUCACCUACCUCAUCGAGGCCGAAGAGCACCGCAAAGCCGAGGCGUCGGGCCUCCGGGCGAAGAUCCUGGCGACGGUGCGGCGGGAGGAGGAGGCCGUCUACCAGGUCACCCUCGGCAUGGACAUCUGAACGGCAGUGCUCGGAGAAUACAAAGAUAAACACGAGAGAGACGAAAACGGACGAGGAAAGUCCGUCAGAUUAGAGGUGGAAAUGAGAGAUAAAGAGAGGAAAUAUAUAACCAAAAUAAGCGGAAUUCCUCUUUCUGAGAACGGGCGAUCUGUCUCGUGAAAAAAUGAUCUAAUCAAUCUUAUCUUGUACGAAGUGUAAACAUGUAAAUAUUUGUAUUUCGUAAUGUCACCGAAAGCCAAUCAAUCUCCAAAUAAACGAAUAUAUAAAACUGUAAAUAAAUGUAUAGAAAAAAUAAUCAAAUAAUAGCAUAAUAAUUUUGCGUUCACUUAAAGCAGUGCUUCCUGUAUAAUCAGCUGAUUGGCUGAUAUGAAAUAUUCGGAGAAGUAUUUUUUCUUUGUUUUUACAAUCAUACAAGAUAUAUCCGUUGUACAAUUACCUUUUCCUCAUAAAGCAUAAUCACCUUUGUCAUAAGAACCUCAUUCCAAAUUAUGUUAUCGUCUAUUUUGUCUAAGAAUGAAAACUUGUUUAAAUGUAAUUUGUAUUGCGUUAGUUGUUGUUUAUUUAUUAAAGUUUGCGAAAAAUUA
This is a messenger RNA of Penaeus monodon (black tiger shrimp), 3249 nucleotides long. RefSeq lists its product as uncharacterized. Gene Ontology annotation, molecular function: zinc ion binding. The record is from RefSeq and is a predicted model, not a curated record. NCBI's taxonomy places the organism in Eukaryota, Metazoa, Arthropoda, Malacostraca, Decapoda, Penaeidae.